CAACUCACCCCGCCCGCCUGUUUGCCUGCCUGCCUGCCUGCCUGCCUGCCGCGCCCAGGCGAGACGCCGCUGCUGCCUCCGCUCUCUCUCUCUCUUUUUUUUUUCUCGUCCCUCAAACCCUCUCGCGGCUCUUCCGUCUUCCUCGUCUCCCCCCGCCCUCCUCACACCACCACCGCCUCGACGACCGUGAGGACUGCGCGCGCGGACCGGCAGACCGGACGGACGGCGCCCCCCGAACGUGCCCGCCCGAGCGUCUUUUCCUCCUCAGCGGGGCUCCCGUCGUCGUCUCUUUUCUCUCUCUCUCUCUCUCUCUUAUUACCCCCCACCCGCCCGCGCGCGCCGUAGUUGCGGUGCUUGCCGCGGCCGCCGCCCUCGUUCUUUCCCCCGGCGGGGGUCUCGGCCGGGGCCAGCGGCCUCCUCGGCCUCCCGCCUCGCCGCCUUCUCCCCCCUUCGUCUUCUUCUGCUUCGACGUCGCCCCGGAGGCGGACGGGGAGAGCCGGGAGAAGGUCGCCCGCGGCCGGGCAGCCGGGCCGGCGGGGGUCGCCCGGGGGCGCCUGAGGAGAAAGGAGGAGGAAGAGGAGGAGGAGGAAGAGCAGCGGCCGCCCAGGAAGGUUUUUAAGCUUUUAAGGAGUGACAAAAGCUGCACACCAUUAGUGCGGGAAGAUGAGUGAACUCGAUCAGUUACGCCAGGAGGCUGAACAACUAAAGAACCAAAUCAGAGAUGCUAGGAAAGCCUGUGCUGACGCUACUUUGGCCCAGAUCACAGCCAACAUUGAUCCCGUGGGUCGUAUUCAGAUGCGCACUAGAAGAACACUGCGAGGACACUUGGCCAAAAUUUAUGCCAUGCACUGGGGGACUGAUUCCAGGCUUCUGGUUAGUGCAUCACAAGAUGGAAAACUGAUCAUUUGGGACAGCUACACCACAAACAAGGUCCAUGCCAUCCCAUUGCGUUCCUCUUGGGUCAUGACCUGCGCAUACGCCCCUUCCGGAAACUACGUGGCCUGCGGUGGUCUCGAUAACAUUUGUUCCAUUUACAACUUGAAAACACGCGAAGGCAACGUCCGGGUCAGCCGGGAGCUGGCCGGCCACACAGGAUAUUUGUCCUGUUGCCGGUUUGUGGAUGAUAAUCAGAUUGUGACCAGCUCUGGAGACACCACUUGCGCCCUGUGGGACAUAGAAACCGGACAGCAAACGACCACGUUUACCGGCCACACCGGCGAUGUCAUGAGCCUAUCCCUCGCUCCGGAUUCCAAGUGUUUUGUCUCUGGUGCCUGCGAUGCCUCAGCCAAGCUGUGGGAUGUCCGAGAAGGGAUGUGCAGGCAGACCUUCACCGGCCACGAGUCGGACAUCAAUGCCAUUUGUUUCUUCCCCAAUGGCAACGCUUUCGCCACUGGCUCCGACGAUGCCACGUGCCGGCUUUUCGAUCUCCGUGCCGACCAAGAGCUCAUGGUCUAUUCCCACGACAACAUCAUCUGUGGCAUCACCUCCGUAGCAUUCUCCAAGAGCGGACGCCUCCUGCUAGCUGGUUACGACGACUUCAACUGCAACGUGUGGGACACGCUCAAAGCGGACAGAGCAGGCGUCUUAGCUGGUCACGAUAACCGCGUCAGUUGCUUAGGUGUGACUGACGAUGGCAUGGCGGUGGCAACAGGAUCGUGGGAUAGCUUCCUCAAGAUCUGGAACUGAAGCCUGAAAGUCUGUGGACUCCCCGCUGAUCAGAAGAAUUUUUUUUCCCAACGGUUGAAAGUUUAAAAUAAUGUAUCCAACUCAAUAUACUAACUUGGAUCCCCUUCUCUGCCUUCCACUCUCUCUCUCUCCUCCCCUUCCCCCUUCCUACCCUACCACCAAAGGGCAAAAUAUCUUUUCACGCCUCUUGUUCGCCGAAAGCAAAAGAGCACAAUUCUCUCUCUCCAAAGAGGAAUCACGAUUGUUAUACCAGUAAUAGCAAAAGAGAUCAAAAUUGUGCAUUCCAUUGGGGACCACAUGUUGUUAUUAUCAUUAUUUUGGGGUGGGGUUUGUUUAAAGAAAAAAAACAGAAAAAAAAUUAAAAAGAAAAUCACACGCUUGUUGUAAGCAUGCCCGGGCAAAACUUAAAAGCAAAGUAAAUGAUAUGAUAAAUAAGUAAGGAAAACAAACACCUUGUCAAAAGUAAAAGAUAACCAUUUAAGUUUCACUAUAGUUUAAACAAAAAAAAAGACAAAUGAUACUGACUUUAUGGAUUAUGGUGGGAAGGUUUCGUUUUAAAUCUCAUUUCUGAAACUCACGUUUGUAGCAAGAAUGGUAUCUCCUCUCCUUUUUUUUUUUGGUCCAUGUUUCCAUAUCCUUUUUCCCUUUUCUUAAAACUUUUUAUUUUAUUUUUUAAACGCAAAUUUGCUUUUUAUGGUCCAAAUUUUGAACCAAGAGAGAUGGAGUCCCAACCCAGAUGUUUCUGGAGUUGUUAAAAUGCUGUAAAUUUACUCCCUGGAAUUUCUUUUAUCCUUUCUUUUAUCCUUUUUUUUUUUAAAAAAAAAUCUGUCUUAAUGUCACAAAUUGUUGCACAAAUAUUGCAUAUAUAUGAUAAUGUUAAGCAGAUAACCAAGCACACUGUACAUGGUAAUGAAUGUUUAAAAAAAAAUCACUUCUGUGGGUAACAAAAAAAAUAUAUACGUUCCCCCUCUUUAUUUUUCCUCAAUCUCACCUGGCAGCAGGCCAAUUUUUCAUUUCCUAUCGGCUCAGUUUAAUGGACUAACGACUAUCCCAUAAUUUCAAUAAACAGCCAGAAUUGGGUGGGUUUUAGGGUUUUCAGGAGCAAAGGCUGGGAAAGAAAGAAAGGAAAAAUGUAACCCCCACCCGUGGAACCUUUGGCUGGAUCUGAGGCAAGAUCCAAAUCAAUUUUUUUUAUUUUUUAGUGAAAAACACGAUUCUGAGGUUCUUCUAAAUUCAACCAUUACAAUGGAAAAAGUUGUUGGGGGGGGGGGGAAUGUUUGGUAUUUGCCAGCUGGGGUGGGUGGAUGUUGGAUUACUCCUAGAAUCGCAUGCUGUAGAAACGCUGAAGUGCAUAAUAAAACUAAGACGUCCUUCUCUUGUGUUUUCUUUCGAGAAAUUAACCUCAUCCUUUUUCUUUUAAUUUUUUUUAAAAAAGAAAACAAGCAAUUAGUAACCUUUGCUGAUUUUCCUUACUGCCGCCACACUGGGGUGCGUUAAAAACUGAUUUGAACCGACGAAUGAAAAGUCUCCAGACUUUUUUUUUUUUUUGCACAUCUGGAAGUAGGGUGAUCAAAGUUAUCAUUUUUAAUAAGGUUUCUCCAUUCCACCCCCCUCCGCUCCUUUCUCCUCCUCCCUCAAAAAAAAAAAAGCAAAUUUGAAAGCAAAAAAAGCAAGCUAUUUAAAUAAUCCCUUAGAUUCAAGUUUGGAGUAGAGAAAGAAGAAAUUUAAAAAAAAAAUUAAAUCCCCUUUGCAUUUUGAAAGCUGACAGGCCAUUUGGACAGCAAAUUGUUUGGAUAAAGUUUUUUGAUUCUUCCUCUUCUCCUCCCUUCCCCCCCCCUUUUUUUAAAGCAGUGAUUUUUUUAAAAAAAUCCUCUUUUCACUCUUGCGUUUUUCCCCCCUUGCAACAUUCUGUACACAAUGUGCUGUAAUCGUGCAUUUUUUUUUUUAAAGGCCUGGAUUUGGCACCUUGGAUUUUUUUUUUUUUAAAUAAAUCACCCUCUUUCCUCUUCCCUUGCUCCCCCCCUCUGCCCCCAUUUGAGAUAAAUCUCUGCAGAGCUUACUCUGCACCCCGGUUCCUUCACUUUUUGUAUUUAAUUUUAAAAGUCAGUGUACUUCAAGAAAGUGGAUGCAAGAUAGAUCCUAUAUUAAAAUGUACUGUUAUUUAAGAUGUAAUAAAGCAGUUUGACAUGAA
This is a messenger RNA of Thamnophis elegans (Western terrestrial garter snake), 3877 nucleotides long. RefSeq names its product G protein subunit beta 1 (gene GNB1). Gene Ontology annotation, molecular function: signaling receptor complex adaptor activity; protein binding. Gene Ontology annotation, biological process: G protein-coupled receptor signaling pathway. The coding region runs from base 664 to 1686 and encodes 340 amino acids. The transcript is spliced from 11 exons. Gene Ontology annotation, cellular component: cytoplasm; heterotrimeric G-protein complex. The record is from RefSeq and is a predicted model, not a curated record. NCBI's taxonomy places the organism in Eukaryota, Metazoa, Chordata, Lepidosauria, Squamata, Natricidae.